Molecule: messenger RNA, 2358 nt
Organism: Salvia miltiorrhiza (redroot sage)
Lineage: Eukaryota; Viridiplantae; Streptophyta; Magnoliopsida; Lamiales; Lamiaceae
Product: folylpolyglutamate synthase
Exons: 17
Coding region: 311-2167 (618 amino acids)
Biological process (GO): tetrahydrofolylpolyglutamate biosynthetic process
Cellular component (GO): cytoplasm; cytosol; mitochondrion
Molecular function (GO): ATP binding; tetrahydrofolylpolyglutamate synthase activity
Source: RefSeq, a predicted model, not a curated record
UGCCUGGAAUUCAUCCAUGUUGCGUUUUUUUUCUGAGAAUCAAGAAUGUUAAAGAAUAGAGGUGUAGUCAGAAUAUGAAGACGAUAGCGUUUCUUAUGUUUUCUUUUAUAUAUUAAGCUUGAUAAAGUGAAGCUUUAUAUAUCAUGCUUUUAUUUUUUAGCUUCUUUACUUGUAAAUGAAUUGAGGGCAUCUUGCAAGUAUCGAUUUUUCUUCAGUUUCCGAGAUUGGUUUUAAGCCUCGAAGUAAGAUGAAUUUGUUUGAGAGAACCAGUUUUGAGAUGUUUUUUGCUGAAUGAGGAUUUGGUUGAUCUAUGCUCAAGUAUAAGAACCUUUUUCUGAGGCAGGGGUUAAUUGGCAAUCCGGGAUUCAUUCAAAGAGAGCACUUCGUUCCUUCUAAAUUGACAUGGGCGGCUUCGUGCUUGCCUGCUUGCCCGUCUGCAGUUGAUCUAUUGGGAACUAAGAGGUUCUAUUCUCAAGAAUUGGGGCUCAAAGGUUUUGGAGUUACAGAGGUUUCAUCACAGGUUCUGCGACAGAUGGAGACCAAUACGGUGAUUGCAGAAAAUGCAGACCACUUACAUCCUACGUAUGAUACGGCCAUGGAGGCUCUUUCCUCUCUCAUUACUACCAAGAGGCGAGGGGAUGUGCAAACAAUAAGUAAUAAAUAUACCAAAUUAGAGAGGAUGCAAAUGUAUGUUAAGAUUUUGGGUUUGGAAGAACCCAUAGAUCGACUUAAGAUUAUCCAUGUUGCUGGGACUAAAGGAAAGGGUUCGACAUGCUCAUUUUGUGAGGCAAUUCUAAGAGAGAGUGGAUUCAGGACUGGACUGUUUACCUCCCCACACUUAAUUGACGUGAGAGAAAGAUUUCGUCUAGAUGGGCUGGAUAUAUCUGAAGAGAAGUUUCUCCACUACUUUUGGGAAUGUUGGAAUCAGCUGAAGGAGAAUAUCACAGAGGACUUGCCUAUGCCUCCACUUUUCCAGUUUCUUACUGUAUUGGCCUUCAAAAUUUUUUCUUGUGAAAAGGUAGAUGUUGCUAUCAUUGAAGUUGGCCUUGGGGGUACUAGAGACUCGACAAAUGUGAUCAAGAAUCCUGUUGUCUGUGGUGUAAGUCCACUGGGCAUGGACCAUAUGGAAACACUGGGAGAUACGCUGAAGCAGAUUGCUUCUCACAAAGCUGGAAUCUUAAAGCCUCGUGUGCCUGCAUUCACGGUACCACAACUAUCUGAAGCAAUGGAUGUUCUUCAAGAAAAGGCCAGGGAUUUGACGGUACCCUUGGAAGUUGUUGCUCCUCUUGAUCGUAGAAACUUGAAUGGGGUGGAACUAAGCUUGUCUGGUGAUCACCAAUUUACGAACGCUGGUCUUGCCGUUGCACUUUGUAAAAGCUGGCUCCAGAGCACAGGGAAUUGGGAGAAACUAUCCCAACAUUCCAACCAGGAAGACAACAUACCAUAUGCAUUUUUGAGGGGUCUUCAAACAGCGCGUCUUUCUGGAAGGGCUGAGAUUGUUCACGACUCUGCACUACCGUGUUCUGCAAUGGCUGGUGAGGCUGGAGAUACUUCAGGGGAUCUCAUUUUUUACUUGGACGGUGCUCACAGUCCCGAAAGCAUAGAGGCUUGCGCUAGGUGGUUUUCAAGUGCCGUCAAAGAGAAAACCUCGAAAGAAGUUUCGGGUAACGGUAAUUUUAAGAUUGAGUCAGAAAAAACGUCUAAGAAGAUUCUUCUGUUCAACUGUAUGGAUGUCAGAGAUCCCGAAAGCCUUCUCCCUAUACUCGUUGAUACCUGUGCAUCGUCGGGCACACAUUUCGCAAAAGCCAUUUUCGUUCCUGGCAUCUCGACUUACACAAAGGUGACUUCUGCCUCGUCAGCCAUUCCUUCAGAGAUAGCUCCCAAGGAUUUAUCUUGGCAAUUCAACCUUCAGAGAGUUUGGGAAAACAUCAUUCACGGAAAAGAUGCCGUUAACAAGAAUCUUGAGACGCGAAUGCCAGAUAGUGUUCCACCACGCAAGUUCCUUGACAACGAUGCAGCUGGUUGCAGUGUUGCGGUGUCUUCCCUGCCAAUGACAAUCAAUUGGCUAAGGGACUACGUGAAGAAAAACCCGUCGUUGAGAAUUCAGGUUCUUGUCACGGGGUCGUUGCACCUGGUUGGAGAUGUGUUGAAGCUACUCCGGAGAUGAUUAGCAUGUGUCGGGUGGGUUACAAUCUGGGACAGAGGAUCUCGUUCGUUAAAUCCUAAAAUUAUGGGUAACAUUUUUAUUCUUAUAACAAGGGUCUUGUUAUACAAUGUGCAUUGGUUAUCUGUUACAUUUGAAGUUUUCCUUUGAUAUAUUUUUAUGAAUAUUUAAAAAAAAAAACAUUAUUAGAGACA